GACAUGAAAUCCGCUCUCAGCUGAACAGUCUUCAAUCGCAACUGGAGCGAACAGGUCGUCUCAUCUACGCAUCAUGCAGCAGGAAAUCAGCCAGCAUCCAUUCAAAAUCAAUCCAAACAGUGAGGCGAGCGCCUGCUUUCGACGGGGCACUUGCAUCGAGCUGUCAACAGGUGUAUUGCGUCGCGUGGAGGAUCUACGCACCGAGGACUUCAUUCAGUCGGCACUGCGCAGCCAGCACUUUGACCUGAAGGAGGCGACGGUCGUUAAAAUUGACAGAACAUCAACGCAUAUCAACAAUAUAACCUUUAGCUAUGAUACGCAGCAUUUGAAGGUUCACAUGGAGGUGGCAUCGGCGCAUCCGCUGUUUGUCUACGGUCAGGGCUGGGCCUCCUGCAAUCCGCAAUUGUCGUUCGAGCUUUACGAAUUAAAGUGCCAACAAUUGCAGGUAGGCGACAUUUGCCUAUCGCUGGUGGCACACGAGCAACCACCGCCGGCCCCUGAGCUCCAUCCGAUACCACUGGACGUACCUUAUGCAUUCGAGGCUAACUGUCAAGCAGCAGCGCUGCCCAAGCAUCCCUAUCAAGUGUACGCAGAGAUGGCGAACCUUGUGGCAGCCUAUACUCAACAUUUGAUGGGCAAAAUGAAAUAACUAAAAGUGUAAAGAGUUCAGUAUUCAUAUAUUAACCGUGUAUAACCAUAUAUCUAUUAAAUAAUAAAA
Molecule: messenger RNA, 718 nt
Organism: Drosophila virilis
Lineage: Eukaryota; Metazoa; Arthropoda; Insecta; Diptera; Drosophilidae
Gene: Atx-1
Product: Ataxin 1
Biological process (GO): regulation of DNA-templated transcription
Molecular function (GO): protein binding; RNA binding
Source: RefSeq, a predicted model, not a curated record